CGAGGGAGUUGCGUUGUAAAUUUCUUUUGUAAAAAAUGUCCGGCUCAGUUUGCCGGGACGACCGACAACCAUGAACACCGACCUGACAAUCGUGAUCACGGGCUUGCGGAGCACGGUGGGAGCCCUCCGCGUUCUCCUCUUUGACGACGAGGCCCAGUGGCUGAAGGACGAUGGCGCAUGCUACCACGAGAAGCACGACAUCACAGGCGCCCAAAUCACGGUCGUGAUCAGUGAUCUGCCCACGAAGCGCGAUGGUAAAGCGAUCGAGUAUGCUGUGUUCGCCGUGCACGACCUGAAGAACAAAGGUAAAUUGGAUACCAACUUCUUCGGGAUGCCUCGCGACGGCAUGGUCUGCAGCAAUGGCGCCAAAGGUGGCCCCGGCGGCGGGCCCAAGUUCCGAGCCGCCAAGCUAGACCUGUCCAGUAUCGCCGGCACGAUUGACAUGCCCAUGUGGUACAUGUUUUCACCAACGACCGCGGAGAAGUCUAGCAUGACGGUCGCAUGAUGGCGUGUGAUCAACGGCAAACAUAGUACAUACACGGGACAGUGUCCGACACAUCGGAGCCGUACACCUUUGCCACGCGCCAGGAGAAGCACUUGUGUACUGGUGCACAUCACACAGCUACGUAGCGUACACGUUACAGCAAGGGUACUGAGAUGCAGUCGAUCUCUGCUAGGCGUCCGCGCGGUCUGUGCAGCGUUGACCCACACGCACACCGGUUGGGUUGAGCCGAUGUGAGGCAAUCCAUGAGCCGCCGUGUCAUGCGAGCCGAUGAGGCACAAUGCAUGAGCCGCAUGA
Molecule: messenger RNA, 799 nt
Organism: Emiliania huxleyi CCMP1516
Lineage: Eukaryota; Haptophyta; Isochrysidales; Noelaerhabdaceae
Exons: 1
Coding region: 71-505 (144 amino acids)
Source: RefSeq, a predicted model, not a curated record